GCCGCGGCCUGCGAGUGACAGUGAUAUGCCCUGAUAAACGGUCACUCACUGCGUCCUGUCGAUUGAGUGCCGUGCCCGUUCCUCAGCUCGAUGAUUGGGUUUCGUCAACGCAGGUAUUGCCGGCAUGGAAUCGUCGCACUGCGGCGGAUGCCCAGGUCAGGUUGCAGGGUUCUUCUCUUCUCUCUCCCUCCCUCUCUCUCUCUCUCUCUCUCUCUCUCUUCACACGCACAAUGCAGAACCGCAACGCAGAGGCGCAAUGGCGGAGGCAUGGGUCGCACCGUAGCCCGAGCCGCCUUCCGCACCGCGCGUUGGUUGUCCGCGUGUGUUGCCAUUCGCAAAUUUCCUCCUCGUUUUCGAGUGUGUGCAUGCCAUAUCUGCAUCCGUACACAAGUAGCGGCGAGCAAGCGCAAACAUUCGUCGGUCUCGUCUAGAUAUCCCGUCAAUCGCUUUGUUUCAUUUUUACAGCACCAAUCUGGGGAACUGAUAAGUUCGUCACGGCAAAUCCAUCGUGCAUAUCCACCAGUACUGUUUCUCCCUCUUUCUCUCUUAAAGCUCAUUGUCGUAUAAGUCCUCAAUGCUUAUUAUAGCGUUGUCGUUUUAAGCCUUAUUCUUAUUCAUUCGGCUCGAGGGACACUCUGGUAUAAGCGCUACUUUGUAACCAGCUCUCGCUCUAGUUGAGCUAUCCGAAGCUGUUGGCCUUUCAAUACGAAGUUAGAGCCUCCCCUGGGUAAUUUA
Messenger RNA from Durotheca rogersii, 735 nucleotides. RefSeq lists its product as uncharacterized. Bases 91 to 567 code for a protein of 158 amino acids. NCBI's taxonomy places the organism in Eukaryota, Fungi, Ascomycota, Sordariomycetes, Xylariales, Xylariaceae. The transcript has 3 exons. The record is from RefSeq and is a predicted model, not a curated record.